Messenger RNA from Cajanus cajan (pigeon pea), 966 nucleotides. RefSeq lists its product as uncharacterized. Lineage: Eukaryota; Viridiplantae; Streptophyta; Magnoliopsida; Fabales; Fabaceae. The record is from RefSeq and is a predicted model, not a curated record.
GAUUCCGCCAAGUCACCCACUGUUGACUUUAUUUUAAAGAAAAGAAGAGAUGAGAAGAUGGGUUGUGAUUCCAUUGGGCAAUGGGCAUGGAGCAGGUAGUCAUAGUCUUUAAUCCCUUUGAAGUUUGAAGAAUGAAAGGAAAGUAAUGAAUGGAGGCAUUCCCAAAAUAGAUCCCAUGCUUGUUAGAAGCAAUCAAUCACCUUUGUCCCCUCACCUCUCACCUCUCACCUCUCACCAAUCACCAAUCAUCAAUAUUCAAAUUCAAACUCACUUUACCACUCUUUUAAUAGAAGAAGGGAGAAGAGAGAGAGGGAGAGGGAAGUGGAGAUGGCAGCGUUGCAGAAAUUGAGGCUGUUGGCGACACCGUGUGGGGUUGGUCAGAGCCCAACCCAAAGCCCCAGGACGAGCCCAUUGGUCCAAUUCCGGCGCCCCAAAACCACCCUGCGUUCUCUCCUUACACUCAACCGAUCACCUCGGCGACAAGAACACGUGGACGUGGUGGAGAAGGAUUCCAUGCGGAGACACUCACUCAAGGACCUGUUUGUGUCCUCGCCGCCUCCAGAGGACCACGUCAACGAUCGUGAAACUGCUCCAAUGUUGCCUUCCGUUGCCGCCUCCCAUUCUUGGAGUAACCAACCCGGUUCAACCAACCCGCCUUGGACCGGUUUUCGUUGCAGGUCCUUGUUGAAAAGGAAGCAUUGGCGCCCCCUCCUCCUCACUAUUCCCGAAUAAUCUAUUCACAUCACUUCCACUCUCCAUCUCCAACUUUCAAUUGCUUCUAUAUUUAACUCUCCUUAAAUAUAAUUGCAUUUUUCUUUUCACCAUUCUCACUCUCUCUUUCUAUUAUGGAAUUUCCUCAUAUGACAAAUCAAUCAGAUUCUCACGUUCCAUCGUCUAUCAAUGUCUUACAUUGAGAUCAUUGUUGAUGAAUUUAAAUUGGGAAAAAUCUUGUUUUGUUGAGAAGAA